Truncatella angustata is the source of this 1212-nucleotide messenger RNA. RefSeq lists its product as uncharacterized. The coding region runs from base 1 to 1212 and encodes 403 amino acids. Gene Ontology annotation, cellular component: nucleus. Lineage: Eukaryota; Fungi; Ascomycota; Sordariomycetes; Amphisphaeriales; Sporocadaceae. Gene Ontology annotation, biological process: regulation of transcription by RNA polymerase II. Gene Ontology annotation, molecular function: RNA polymerase II cis-regulatory region sequence-specific DNA binding; DNA-binding transcription factor activity, RNA polymerase II-specific. The record is from RefSeq and is a predicted model, not a curated record. The transcript has 2 exons.
AUGACUAUGACACUCGACCACCAACAACAACGAUACGGUGCCAUAAACUUUGACCACAUGUCUUCCUACCACACCCCUCACUUUACAAAUCCCUGGGCUGCGGCCUCGUCGCCGCCCAAUGCCGGUCAGGGCAUGUAUCAGCAGCCCUUGACCUCCGGUCUCGACAUUCUAGCAAAGCAGCACCCUAGUCGGACGAGCGCACCUACUAGCUCAAUGGCUUCCUUUGGAACCAUUCCGGUGACUGCAUCUUCAGCAGGUAGCACUCUCAUGGCUAAUGUCUAUGGACAACAAGACUUACUCAAUAUGCCACAAGAUCUCCUCAGCCUGAACCGGUUACAACCUACGUCUGCCGCAUAUGGCGAGCCCUCGUAUGCAACUGCGACAAGCGCACCUUCGGUACACUCGAGCUACACUGCCUCGCCGCCGUCGUUUGACCACGGCUUACCUGGUUAUGCGACCGCACCGGUUCGCUCAACAUUUGCCCUGGCACCGGAGGCCGACCAUAGAAGGUAUUCUCAAUCAUCCAUUCCUUCAUCAGUUUCAUCGUCCGACUUCGGCACCGACGAAGGCCUUCACUCCUCCAGGAACUCGAUAGUUGACUUCAAUCAUAGAGGAAUCCCGCAGGACGACCGUCGCAGCUUUGCAGAUGCGCUGGACGCUGGACACGGGAUGCUCGCCAUGAGCCAGGAGACACCUAGAGCCAUCUACCCACCUUCGAAUUCCCGCGCCCGAGGAUCCACCGACUCGUAUGGGUUCCCGCCAGCACACUCGACUACCUCUUCAAUCUCUUCAGCCAGUAAUUACGGCAGCGGCAGCUAUUACGGAGGAUCAAUUGACUCGUCCGUAAGCGACUACUCGACAGGCGGGUCCGAUAUCGAGUCGGUAACGUCAAGAACGUUACCUCGCCCGACCAACUUGAUGACCCACCCCCCGCCGGCGCCUCAGUCCAUGAUGGGACAGUUUAGCUCCAAGGUGUCUUCAAGCACUCAAAAGAAGCACAAGUGCAAGGUCUGUGACAAGAGGUUCACAAGACCCAGUUCUUUGCAAACACACAUGUACAGCCAUACUGGCGAAAAACCGUUUUGCUGUGAAGUCGAGGGAUGUGGCAGACACUUCUCAGUUGUAUCAAAUCUUCGAAGACACCGGAAGGUUCACAAGAAUGAUGCCAAAUCAGAGGCCGGCUCAGAAGACCGUCACGAUGACUCGGAAUAG